AUGGUAGGUGACAGUGGUAAAGCGUUGUGCAUACUACUGCAAGGACCUCGGUUCGAGUUCUGUUAUUUCACAAUAGUACAGAUUUUAAUUUUUUCAACUCUUGUUCAGACACUCAACAGCGACAAGUCGUUGCAGACUGCACUUCUGAACGAUUUGAUUGACGACACCACACAGGAGGAGGUUGUCGCUCUCUGCUCCACAGUCAUCGAGGAGAGGAAAUACAAGGCGGAGAGAGACAAGACAGUGGCGGGUCUGGUGGAGGAGGUGUUCGUGAUGCCUGAGGUGCAGCGUCAGGUCAACCUCAGUGUGUGGUCGCUUCUCUUCGAUAUCAGCCGCACUCUCCCUCACGAAGAGUACCUCCAACUUAAGAAAAAGGAAGAUAGGCUCUUCCUGGAUCCAGUGGCCCGUGCGGCGCUGCUCUCCCACGUGCUAGAGGAAGAUAACCGGGUAGAAGGCAUGAAGGAGGAGAAGAUACUGUCAGAGGUCCCGUGGGACGUGCUAGCCUUCAACUAUCACAAGGACCUACAGAAGAAAGCCCUCUCCAGUAACACCGCACUCAAGAUGCUGCAGGCGCGGCUGGUGAUACAAGCGGCGAGGGAGGAGAUAUUUCAGGAAGGUCUACUGGACGCCCUCGAGGAAGACCUUAAGCAAAGAGACGAAUAUGAGAAGCUCACCACGCCUCCCCGCCAAGGGUAGUCCUGAAAUUCCCAAGCAAC
Cherax quadricarinatus is the source of this 716-nucleotide messenger RNA. The record is from RefSeq and is a predicted model, not a curated record. Lineage: Eukaryota; Metazoa; Arthropoda; Malacostraca; Decapoda; Parastacidae.